Messenger RNA from Penicillium waksmanii, 321 nucleotides. RefSeq lists its product as uncharacterized. Lineage: Eukaryota; Fungi; Ascomycota; Eurotiomycetes; Eurotiales; Aspergillaceae. The transcript is spliced from 2 exons. The coding region runs from base 1 to 321 and encodes 106 amino acids. The record is from RefSeq and is a predicted model, not a curated record.
AUGGUUCAACAGAGAGGCCACCAAGGCAACUCGGCCCGGUCUCUGACCAUAGCCAUGGGUAUCUCUCUAGCCGGUUAUCUGGUACCAGAAGAUCAAAUGCUGAGAAUAAAAGAUCCGCCAGUUCUUCUUUAUGGUCUAAACACGGGAACCAUUGCCUCGACAAUGGCUUCCUUAGCGACUUUUCGAACAAUGCUUACAUCAAGGGUGGCAUUGUCUGCAGCUAUUACGCUGGAUCCUGUAUUGGCAGUGCUGGCGCUGGCCGGUCCAUGGACAAACUGUCACGCCGCUGGUCGAUCCUUCUCGGCUCAGUUGCUUCCAUAA